AUGGGAAAAAUAACAAAAAAAGAUACCAACAAUACUCAACCGAAUGAUCAAAACAAAAAGAAAAGAAAAGGGAGACCGCCAAAAACGAAGUAUGUUCGACAAACUGACAGUUCUGAAGAUAUUGGUCUUCCUUCAACACGACCAAGAGUUGUUUCUAUACGACGAAAUGAAAUUCCAAUGCGUCCGGAAAUCCAUAUUUCUCCAACAUCGAUUCCUUCAUCAAACCACCCUUCACGUAAUUUACAUCAAUCAGAGCAGAUGCCAUUACCAAAUGAUCAGGCACUUUCUACAUCAGCCACAACCAGCUCAAAGAUUACGAUUACAAUGACAAGCGUCACCACCAACAAUACGGUACGUUCCAAUACAACUACGUAUGUCACAACUGAAAUUUUACCUGUUGCAUCGGGAUCAUAA
Molecule: messenger RNA, 414 nt
Organism: Funneliformis mosseae
Lineage: Eukaryota; Fungi; Glomeromycota; Glomeromycetes; Glomerales; Glomeraceae
Source: the annotation of a GenBank genome assembly